Molecule: messenger RNA, 1959 nt
Organism: Trifolium pratense (red clover)
Lineage: Eukaryota; Viridiplantae; Streptophyta; Magnoliopsida; Fabales; Fabaceae
Product: tyrosine decarboxylase 2
Exons: 11
Coding region: 555-1721 (388 amino acids)
Biological process (GO): amino acid metabolic process
Molecular function (GO): carboxy-lyase activity; pyridoxal phosphate binding
Source: RefSeq, a predicted model, not a curated record
AAUUACGUAAUCUUUGCUUACUGUUUUUUUAUUUGUCAUACUUUGGUUUUAGUCAUUAUGUUUAUGUCUGCCAUAAACUCACUUUAUAUUGUUGACAAUCAAGGUAAAAUGUGGCUGACGGGGCUUAUAUCGCAGCCACGGAGUCAAAAUCUUAACAUUAUCUAGCCUUAUCUACGGGUAUAAGCUAAGCACCUGAUAAAUUGUUUGAAAGAGCUUACGGAAAUGUCAUAAGUUGUUUCCAGCUAAUUUUGAUAAGCUCUACGAAAGCUUAUAGAAAUAGCUUAUACUUGAGCAUUUAUAUGAUAAGUGCUUUUCCUUUUUAUUGGGGAAAGGAGAAAUUUUUAUUCAUUCAAGUGGCACUAAUGACCAUUUUACAACUGUCUCUGACGGAUUUGAACUCAGCAGCUUGAGGUUACAAGGCUAAUCUCUUACCACUGAACUAGCAUCUCAAGUAUGUACAGCAUAAGAUACUACCAGGGGUAACACAUUGGCAAAGCCCGAAUUAUUUUGCAUAUUUUCCAUCCAAUAGCAGCAUUGCUGGUUUUUUAGGAGAGAUGCUUAGUGCUGGUAUCAACAUUGUGGGUUUCAGCUGGAUAACUUCUCCUGCUGCAACUGAACUCGAAUCAAUUGUCCUUGACUGGCUUGCCAAGGCACUCUUUCUGCCUCAGGAUUUCCUUUCUAAUGGGAAAGGGGGUGGAGUUAUACAGGGAACAGCAAGUGAAGCUGUGCUAGUUGUAUUGUUGGCUGCCCGUGACAAGAUUUUGCGGACGGUUGGAAGGAGUGCCCUUCCUAAGCUUGUGACAUAUGCAUCUGACCAUGUCCACUCCUCUUUACUAAAAGCUUGCCAGAUAGGAGGACUUGAUCCAGAGCUUUGCAGGUUGCUUAAAACCGAUUCUUCCACAAAUUUUGCGCUUUCCCCUGAUGUACUGUCUGAAGCAAUUUCAAAUGACAUUGCCAGUGGUCUUAUACCUUUUUUCUUAUGUGCUAACGUUGGUACUACUUCGUCAACAGCUGUUGAUCCUCUACCUGCAUUGGCGAAAGUCACUAAGACCAACAACAUUUGGUUGCAUGUGGAUGCUGCUUAUGCUGGAAGUGCUUGUAUAUGUCCAGAGUACCGCCACUUCAUUGACGGAGUUGAAGAAGCUGAUUCAUUUAACAUGAAUGCACAUAAAUGGUUCCUUACUAACUUUGACUGUUCACUACUUUGGGUUAAGGACAGGAGUGCUCUGAUUCAGUCGCUGUCUACAAAUCCUGAAUUUCUGAAAAAUAAGGCCUCUGAAGGAAACAUGGUCAUAGAUUACAAAGACUGGCAAAUUCCUCUUGGGCGUCGCUUUAGAUCAUUAAAACUUUGGAUGGUGUUGCGGCUCUAUGGAUUGGAAGGCCUGCGAGCUCACAUAAGAAACCACAUCGCAUUGGCAGCUUCUUUUGAGGAGCUUGUAGUUCAAGACGCAAGAUUCAAGGUUGUUACACCUCGAACAUUCUCAUUAGUUUGUUUUCGUCUUUUACCUCCACCAAACUCUGAAGAUAAUGGCAAUAAACUGAAUCACGAUCUACUUGACUUAGUAAACUCGACAGGAAGUGUUUUCAUAACACACACGAUUCUAUCGGGUGAGUACAUUCUGCGUUUGGCAGUAGGAGCACCAUUGACAGAAGUGAGGCAUGUCAAUGCGGCGUGGCAGAUUUUGCAAGAAAAAGCCACUGCUCUAUUAGAGAAUUUGUAGGAUGAAUCUGCUUUUGCAGCAUUCACCACUUCGCAUAGUCAUGUGCUGUAAGGUUAUAAUGUUGCCUGAAUUAGCAGCGUUCGUUAUGCGUGGAACGUGUAUGGAAGCAAUUAAUCGAUUAUAUAAGCUGAGUUAAUUGAUAAGUCUAGAAACAUUAAUCUGAUUAUGAAUCUCAUUAUUCUAUUGUGGCUGAACAUGAUUUCAGCAUUGCCAAUAAGUGAACAUAAUAGUGCCUAAA